CUCCCCCAUCCAAACACAUCCAGCUUCCAUCCAUCCGUCACCACUGGGGAGGAAAACAAGGAGGGAUCACCGGGAUUGCUUUAUCUGCCACGUCCGUGUCAGCACGCGUGAUUUAUUCACAUUACCAAUAACAACAACAAGCAGCUGUUUGACAGAGACGACGCCAAGAGGACGCUUGGGAUACCCGGAGGAAGACGUUAUGGGGGGACACACGGCGGCAUUUUUUCUCUUAAUUGCGGCGACCUUGACACUCUCAUCCGAGGUGCCUGCUGAUGACUCGGUGGGUUUGCUAACCGAGCCGCAGGUGGCCAUGUUUUGCGGCAAGCUCAACAUGCACAUCAAUGUGCAGACUGGCAGGUGGGAGUCGGAUCCCUCUGGCUCUAAGAGCUGCGUCGGCACCAAGGAGGGCAUCCUGCAGUACUGCCAAGAGGUGUACCCAGAGCUUCAGGUCACCAACGUGGUGGAGGCCAACCAACCCGUCAGCAUCCAGAACUGGUGCAAGAAAGGCCGCAAGCAAUGCCGCAGUCACCCACUCAUUGUGGUGCCUUACCGCUGCUUGGUCGGGGAGUUUGUGAGCGACGCCCUUUUGGUUCCGGAUAAGUGUAAGUUCCUGCACAAGGAGCGUAUGGACCAGUGUGAGAGCCAUCUGCAUUGGCACACUUUUGCCAAAGAGUCUUGCGCGGACCGCUCCACGAAUCUCCAUGACUACGGGAUGCUAUGGCCGUGUGACAUCGACCGUUUCCGAGGUGUGGAAUUUGUGUGCUGCCCGGCUGAGGCCGAGCAGGAGUCGGAUAGCGCGGCGCUGGACGGGGAAGAGUCGGACGUGUGGUGGGGCGGAUCUGAGCCUAACGAGAACAACGACAACAGCAUGACUCAGCAUGUCGACACGGAGCCCACUGCUGCAGAAGAUGACGAGGAGGAGGAGGAUGAUGAAGAUACUUUUGAAAGGGAUGGCGAAGACGAGGAUGAGGAGGAGGAGGAGGAAGAAGAAGAAGACGACGACAUGACCAAUGAGCGAGAUAGCGAUGAGCGCAAUGCGAACGUUGCCAUGACAACAACUACCACCACUGAAUCCAUUGAGGAGGUCGUCAGAGCCGUUUGUUGGUCACGUGCCGCAAAAGGCACGUGUGGUGCCAAGCUGGAGCGUUGGCACUUCGUGCCCAAAACUGGACGCUGUGCCCCCUUCUUGUUUGGGGGCUGCGGGGGCAACAGGAAUAACUUUGAUUCCGAGGAAUACUGCUUAGCCGUCUGCAGCAGCUCCUUACCCACUAUGAUGCCCAGUGCUCCUGACGCUGUGGAUCAAUACCUGGAGUCUCCCGGCGACGACAGCGAGCACGGCGACUUCCAGAAAGCCAAGGAAAGCCUGGAGGCCAAGCACAGGGAGAAGAUGUCGCAGGUGAUGAGGGAGUGGGAGGAGGCUGAGAGGAAGGCUAAAAACCUGCCACGUGCUGACAAGAAAGCAGUCAUUCAGCACUUCCAGGAUAAGGUGGAGGCUCUGGAGCACGAGGCUGCCGGAGAGAGGCAGCAGCUGGUGGAGACCCACAUGGCCCGCGUGGAAGCUCUGGUCAACAGCCGUCGACGCAUGGCUCUGGAAAAUUACCUCAGCGCACUGCAGGGAAACCCUCCACGGCCUCGUCAGGUGCUGAGCCUGCUGAAGAAGUACGUCCGGGCCGAGCAGAAGGACCGUCAGCACACAGUCAAACAUUACGAGCACGUUCGAACGGUCGACCCCAAGAAGGCUGCGCAGAUUCGGCCUCAGGUUUUGACCCACCUGCGUGUGAUUGACGAGAGGAUGAACCAGUCCCUGGGUUUGCUCUACAAAGUGCCCACUGUGGCCAACGAGAUACACAACCAAGUCUCUGUCAUCGUGCAGAGAGUCCAGUCCGAGCUGUCUCAGCAAGUCUCUUCCUUGCAGAGUGACACCAGGGUGGACAGAAUGAGCUACGGGAACGACGCCCUCAUGCCCGACCAGGCCUACAGCUUCGCUCCUAUGGACCCAGGCCUCGACAGGCUGGGCUUCAUCCACCCUGAGAGCUUCAACCAGCCCAACACUGAGAACCACGUUGAGCCUGUCGAUGCUCGCCCAGUUCCAGAUAGAGGACUACCCACACACCCUGGGUCUGCCCUGAAGCCAGAAGAGAUGCCCCAAGUGCGACUUGAGACCAAGGAGAGGCAAAGUGCUGGCUAUGAAGUCCACCAUCAAAAACUGGUAUUUUUUGCUGAGGAUGUGGGCUCCAAUAAAGGUGCCAUCAUCGGGCUGAUGGUGGGAGGCGUUGUCAUAGCGACCGUCAUUGUCAUCACCCUGGUGAUGCUGAGGAAGAAGCAAUACACUUCUAUUCAUCACGGCGUCAUCGAGGUGGACGCGGCAGUGACACCAGAGGAGCGUCACCUGGCCAAGAUGCAGCAGAACGGCUACGAGAACCCCACCUACAAAUUCUUCGAGCAGAUCCACAACUAAACAAAAACCAACCACCCCGCAGGCUCUGUUCCUGUCUUGCUCCUCUCCACCCUUCUGUUUGUUUUUAAACGUUUGACCUGGAUGACUCGCCGUGGUUUUAAAGUGAAAGAGCUGCGGGACAGAGCCGUGCGGAUCCCCCAGUUGCACAACGUAUACUAACACUAAUUUCGGCAGACAAGGGUUACUCCGCGUCACCUGCACAUUUUAGCCACACCUGAACCCUUGCACAACUCCUUGACUGACUAUAGAUAUACAGUAUAUAUAGAGAGAAAGAAAUAUAUGAAGAAAAUCGUGUCAUUACAGCACUAUACGCUAAAUAUUUCAACAUUGUUAAAAAAAUGAAAGAAAAACUAACAUAAGAAUGAAUACUGGCGGGUUUUUUUUCAAGUGUAACAUAUGAAGAAGGCUGUUAAGUCGAUGUCGUGCACGGCGGAUACAGUUAGCGUACAAGAAGUCUGAGAUCAGGGGCGUCCAACGUUGUGAUGAACUGAAGUACUGCUACCUCGGGUUUCAUUAUCAGGCUGCUCCUGGACACCCUAUCGUAUGAAAAGCCAAGCUAUUUCUCACAUAGGAAAUCUGUUUUAGACACCCAAACACAAGACUUUUUCAAAAGAAUAAUGAUCAUUUUACAGACGGACAAGACUUUUUCAAAAUAAUAAUUACCAAUUUACACAUGGACAAUACUUUUUCAAAAGAAUAAUGAUAAUCUUACACACGGACAAGACUUUUUCAAAAGAAUAAUGAUCAAUUUACACACGGACAAGACUUUUUCAAAAGAAUAAUGAUCAUUUUACAGACGGACAAGACUUUUUCGAAAUAAAAAUAAUCAAUUUACACACGGACAAUACUUUUUCAAAAGAAUAAUGAUCAUUUAACACACGGACAAGACUUUCAAAAUAAAAAUUAUCAAUUUAGACACGGACAAUACUUUUUCAAAAGAAUAAUGAUAAUUUUACAGACGGACAAGACUUUUUCAAAAUAAAAAUGAUCAUUUUACACACGGAAAACACUAGAAAAUGCAUAUGAAUAACGACCAAAAUGAAGAAAUUAGCAUUUAACAUCACUUUUGACAUUUUUACUGAGGACUCUUGACGGGAAUGAAGAAGCCCUUGGAUUGUAUGGCUAGACUUACUUAACAGUGCGGUGCGUUCAAUGACAAUGUGAAAACACGGUCUCUUGUUGACUUUGAUUAAACCACAACUUUUUUGGGGGGGGCUCUGUGGUGGCCUAUUUUGCAGCUGUGCUCAAUUAAAACAAGGGAGUCGUCAAUGCGGGUUUAACUACUAAAACCAGGAUAUAUUUUCGGUGAAAAUUUUCACCCUAAACCUCGGUGUCUAUUGAGAACCUAAUAUUUUGUGUCAAUGUUGACAAGCAUGAAAAUUCCGCACCACUGCCCUGAUGUAGGUAUUAUUUUUCUUAUUCCAGCCUUUCUUUGACGUUUUUUUCCUCCUACAUUUCUGAACCAAUUCAUAUUAAUGAAAGACCAACAUUUGCAGCUAAUUCCAAACUCGUUAAAGUUAGCAUGCUAACUUGUAUAGCUAAUUUUUGCUGGUAGACACCUCAGAGGCAUAGACUUUUUGGUACUUGAUGCAUGUUAGCUUCUUCAGUUAAUUUUGCAGGCACACACAUCAGUCAUAUAAUUUCAUACUCGACACAUGCUAACUGUUAGAAUGCUAAAAUGAGCAUGUUAACUUUUUUUCCAGCACAUUUCACAGUUACGGUGUACAUCUCAGAGUCAUAAUUUGAUAUUUUACACAAAUGCUAACUGUUAGCAUUUUCAGUUAAUUUUGCAGGCACACACAUAAGUCAUAUAAUUUAAUACUUGACUCAUGCUAACUGUUAGAAUGCUUAAAAGGAGCAUGUUAGCUUUUUUCCCCAGAAAACUUCACAAUUAUACAUCAGAGAGUCAUAAUUUGAUAUUUGACAGAUGCUAACUGUUAGCUUUUUCAGUUAAUUUUGCAGGCACACAUGUCAGUCAUAUAAUGUAUUACUUGACUCAUGCUAACUGUUAGAAUGCUAAAAUGAACAUGUUAGCUUUUUUCCAGAAAAUUUCAGUUAUACAUCCAAGAGUCAUAAUUUGAUAUUUGACACAUGCUAACUGUUAGCAUGUUAGCUUUUUUAAGCUAAUUUUGCAUAUAUUUGCCUAAGAGUCAUAUAAUUCGGUGCUUCAUGGAUGCUAACUGUUAGCACGCUAAUGUUGGAAUGCUAAUUUUUUCGCUUGUUUUGCUGAUAGGCGAUUUAGUGUGGUAUAUUUUGUCAAAUGUUGCUAUCUGGCCACCGUGCUACCAAUCCAUGUUGGGCUUUUUAGCAUUUACACGCAAUUUCUUCCGACAUUCCAUAUUGUAGUUACUGAAUGAGUUGCUGGCGCCAGCAUUCUGCAUAAAUCACCUCGUUGUCAAAAUAAGGUGACAAAGAAAAUUUGCGCAAUA
This is a messenger RNA of Nerophis lumbriciformis (worm pipefish), 4887 nucleotides long. Lineage: Eukaryota; Metazoa; Chordata; Actinopteri; Syngnathiformes; Syngnathidae. The record is from RefSeq and is a predicted model, not a curated record.